AUGAGCUUAUGGGCAUCAUGGCCGAAUGUGUUGAUUUGCUUGAACAAGGUCCCGUGCCUUUGCAUUUUAAAAGAAUGCAAGACAAGCAGGUUGAUAGUCGAGGAAAUUAAGGUUGGUUUCAGUACAAUCCAAAAGUGUGUAUGCGCCAUACGUCAGUUGGUGUAUGGCUACAAUUCCGACUCGCUUGACGAAUAUCUACAGAUUGAUGAAGAAACAACAAGAUGUUAUCUAGACUAUUACUGUAAGUAUGUGUUUGAAUUUUACAAGGAUGAAUACUUGCGCAGACCAAUAUCGGAGGACAUACAACGCUUGUAUGCUAGACAUGAGGAGCUUCAUGGUUUUCCAGGCAUGCUUGGAAGCAUUGACUGCAUGCAAUGGCCUUGGAAGAACUGUCCCAAGGCAUGGCAAGAUCAAUUUACGCGUGGUAAUCACGGUCAUCCAACCAUCAUGCUUGAAGCGGUAGCUUCGUACAAUAGGUGGAUUUGGCAUGCUUUUUUCAGCAUAGCUGGUUUGAACAACAAUAUAAAUGUUCUCAACCAGUUGCCUUUAUUUAGGGAAAUCAUAGAAGACCGUGCGCCUGAUAGCUCGUUCACUGUUAAUGGCACCCACUACAAAAAGGUUACUAUCUCGCCGAUGGCAUUUUUCCCGAAUGGUCGACUUUUGUAA
Erigeron canadensis is the source of this 666-nucleotide messenger RNA. RefSeq lists its product as uncharacterized. NCBI's taxonomy places the organism in Eukaryota, Viridiplantae, Streptophyta, Magnoliopsida, Asterales, Asteraceae. The transcript is spliced from 2 exons. The record is from RefSeq and is a predicted model, not a curated record. The coding region runs from base 1 to 666 and encodes 221 amino acids.